Oreochromis niloticus (Nile tilapia) is the source of this 5104-nucleotide messenger RNA. RefSeq names its product TBC1 domain family, member 23 (gene tbc1d23). Gene Ontology annotation, biological process: embryonic brain development; retrograde transport, endosome to Golgi. Lineage: Eukaryota; Metazoa; Chordata; Actinopteri; Cichliformes; Cichlidae. The record is from RefSeq and is a predicted model, not a curated record. Gene Ontology annotation, cellular component: trans-Golgi network. The transcript is spliced from 19 exons. Bases 117 to 2207 code for a protein of 696 amino acids.
AGUUUCUUAGUCGCACUUUGAUUUCACUUGUCAAUCUCGGUUCCUCGUUGUUCGUUGACGUCACCGCGCAUACCGGGCGUGUUGACGACAUCUGACGUGUCUCCGUCAACACAACAAUGGCGGAUGCCGUGGAGGAAGCUCUUCAGGGCAGCUGGGACCAGGACCUCGUUGACGCACUUGACUCUGGUGGCUCAGACAUGGAGAUGGAGAGGGGCACCAUCCAGGUCCAGGAGCAGUCAGCUGAACACAGGGCAAAGAUGUGGAAGAUUGCUCUCAAUGUCUCUGGAAAAGGCGACAGUCUGGCUUCGUGGGACGGUGUCCUCGAUUUACCAGAACAGAAGCUCAUUCAUAACCGGAGUCAGCAGCUGAUCGACCAGCUGGCAGUGUCAGAGGAAGAGAGGAGUGAAAUGGUGUCCGACGUUGAGUCAGUCAUCACUUUCUACUGCAAGUCGCGUAACAUCACUUUCACCCCCGAGCUCAGCUGGCCGCACCUGCUCAAACCGCUGCUGGGGCUUCAUCUACCCCGGAGCGACCUCUACAACUGCUUCUAUGCUAUCAUGAACAAAUACAUCCCUCGGGACUGUGUGCCAAAAGGCCGACCCUUCCACCUGUACAGACUACUGCUGCAGUAUCACGAGCCAGAGCUGUGCUCGUUCUUGGACACCAAAAAGAUCACACCAGACUCCUAUGCCAUCAACUGGCUGGGUAGUCUGUUUUCAAGCCACUGCCUUCCUGAAGUUACCCAGACAUUGUGGGACUCUUAUCUCCAGCAGGCGGACCCUUUUCUCAUCUUCUUCCUCAUGCUUAUCAUCCUCGUCAAUGCCAAAGAGAACGUACUUACACAAGAAGGAGAAAGCAAAGAGGACAUUAUCAAAAUACUGGAAGCAUCUCCUUCUCUCCUGGAGUCCGAGGACAUUGAAGACUUGUUUUCACUGGCCCUAUAUUACCAGACCAAAACCCCUCUGUCGCUCAGAAAGAUGAAUCAGAAUCUGUUUGGUAGCAGUUUGGUGGCUCUUAAAGAGGAGGACACUGACCUCAGUCAGGCGUUGUGCCUCCCUGUGUCUGUCCCUGAAAUUCUGCAGGCAAACCAGCUGCAGCAGGAUGGGGUACGUUUCUUUGUGGUGGAUUGCCGGCCUGCAGAGCAGUACAAUGCUGGGCAUCUGUCCACAGCCUUCCACCUGGACUCAGACCUGAUGCUCCAGAACCCAUCUGAGUUUGCGCUCUCUGUGAAAUCCCUCUUGGAGACACAGAAGCAGUCUUUAGAGUCGGGUUCCAUCGCCAGCGGCGAGCACCUGUGCUUCAUGGGUAGUGGGAGAGAAGAGGAAGACAUGUACAUGAACAUGGUGUUGGCACAUUUCCUGCAGAAAAACAAAGAGUAUGUCAGCAUCGCAAAAGGAGGUUUUAUGGCUCUUCAGCAGCACCUGGUAGACAUGAACGUCGAGGGGCUUGACUCCUCCUACGUCCACUGGAUCGUCAGCACAUCUGGAUCUCACAGCAGCCUCAGCUCAGCUGAUGGAGAGUCUCUGAGCGGCCCUGGAGACAGCAAAGGUGUGAAGUCCCUGGUCAACAAAAUGACAUUUGCUCUCAAGUCCAAGUCGGUCAACGUUAAGGAGAAGAUGAUCAGCUUCAUUGAGAAUACCUCUGCCCCUGUCGACAGAAUAUCUUUCAAUCUACCCUGGCCAGAGAAGGUGAUUCCAGAUCGGCAUGUGAGCAGCAGCGACCGCGUCGGCAGACCUUACCGGGGAGUGAAGCCUGUGUUCAGUAUUGCUGAUGAAGAAGAGUACGAUACAGAUGAGAUAGACAGUUCCUCCAUAUCGGAUGAUGACCGGAAGGAGAUUGUCAACAUUCAGACCUGGAUAAACAAACCAGAUGUAAAACAUCAUAUUCCAUGUAACGAGGUGAAAGAAACAGGUCACAUGUUCCCCAGUCACUUGUUGAUCACAGCCACUCACAUGUACUGCCUGAGGGAGAUCGCCACAAGGAAAGGCUUUGCUUACAUCCAGUCCAGACAAGCGCUGAACUCGGUGGUGAAGAUCACAUCCAAAAAGAAGCACCCAGAGCUAAUCACGUUCAAGUUUGGAACCAACAAUUCAGCUGGAGUGGAGAUUUCAGCAGUUGAGAGAUAUUUGAUUCCCAAUGCGGGCGAUGCCACGAAGGUCAUCAAGCAGCAGAUCAUGAAAGUCCUGGAUGCCCUGGAGAGCUCAUAAAUGGUGGUGGUGAGCUCGUUGUGGGAGAUUAAUACAAACUGUAGGAAGAGGCUCCGUCGGUGAAACCUGCUCCUACUCUCCCUCCUGGACAGAUCCCAGUGCAGUGUUGACUGUGAAGCCCCGUGUGUCUGUCUUUGGGACAUGUGGGCACACCGCUGACUGCAGACCUGUGAGCCAGGCUGCGAGUGUUGAAAUAUUUAGGUGCUCCGCUGUCAUCCAACCAUUAUCUUAUACUUAUUUAAAAAGAAAUAUUGGUUGUAGUGUAUGUUCUUCUCUACUGUUAGUAUAAAAUGGGAUCUCAUUACAGAGGAGCUCCACUCUGAGGAGUUCCUGCUGGCCUUAACGUAGCGUACUGACCGACCAGUGGCAAACUUCUUUCAUCCACACAUGACUGACCUUUUCUUUUCCACCUGAGCGUUUUGAUGAUGACCCAUUCGUUUUGUUGUGAGCAGUAUUGCAUUUCUCGUAACAUGUUGAGUAGAUUUAACGAUCAUCUGGUCAGCAUGAGUCAGCCAGCUCGGACAUAACGAUGCAAAGCCCCAGAAAAGCAGUACUGGCACAUGAAGCAGAUUUCCUACUGCAGUAACUGUUUUUGAUAACUUUACUUUUCCAGCAGGCAGCCUUAAAUAUAAACUAUUUGACGGUUAGUUUAUAAGUAUGUAAUGUGUAUAUAUAUAUUGUGUAAACUGCUCUGUAUACAGACCUUUGCAAUGUCAUUUUGAAAGCAUAUCCUGAGAGAAUAUGCAGUGAAACUUGUAAACUUCGCCCGGUUUGAAGUUCCCCUUCUUUCUGAUGUUUCUGCUUUUAUGAAAAUUGAUUAACCUCAUCUCAUAGCAGUCUGAUGUAGCUCUCAGAAAGCCUCUCUGGACUACAUUAUGAGCACCUCAGUAUUUUCUCGUCCCAGUCAGAUUCACCAUGUGAAUGAUAUCCCCCCCUCCCCCGAUGAGUAAAUUGUCCAGAAGGCUGAAACAUUAGGGAGAAUGAAAAGAUCACGCUAACGAGCUGCAGAGGUUUGAAAGGAAUGAAAAGGUAAUUUGUUUAAAGUGGACCUGAUAUGCUCAUUUGCAGCUCUAUUUUUAUUUUUGGAUUCAACUAGAGUAGCUUUGCAUGACUGGCAGUGCAGAAUAACCAUUAUUUAUGUUGUCCUCCAGCUCCUCCUCUUUUAAGGCAACUUAAGAGCGUCUGUGCCAUGAGAUGACCAUGUUAAGGAUUCCUGCUCUCUUUGACAUCAUACAAGUCAAAGUGUAGAAUAAAAAUGUGUAACCCCGAGCCCUGAGAGCAGUCAGAAGUCUGAGCUUGGGCUUACUCGGAUUACGUGGGCAUAGCUGAUGCGAUUAUUUGAAAGUGUGGCCAUGUUCAAUAUGAACAUUGGAUCAGAAUUAGUGUAUGACAGGAAAUAAGUAAAGGCAUAUGAAGUCCACUUUAAAGACGGGGUUUUCAUGGUGCACAAAAAGCUGAUCUCAUUUGUGACCCACAAAAACAACUUUUCUGUCCAGACAAUUUGCAGAAUAGAAGAGCAGCAAAGGUGGUUCUCAGACUGUGGUGCACAGAUCCACAGGUGAUUGUGACCAGGGGAAAAACAUGGGGUUAAUCCACCGUGGAUGAGUAUGAUUUUUUUUUUUUUUUUGAAAGUACAAAGGUAGACAAGAGUUUGGUGUGGUUGUGGUGACAUUUAUUUCACUAAAAUUCAGAUUAGAUUUUUUUUUUAUUGCUAUUGAUCGUUUAGAUGUUUUUGAGUGGCGGGCAUGCUACACAAAGUUUGAGAACCACUGAUGUGAAGGGAAGUUAUCACGACUACACUGAUACAUGGGCCGCUGUUGACUUCAGAUGGAUGUUUCCCACUUACAGCCACCAGUGUUCAUCUGUGCUGUCACAUGAUUUUUCGUGCUGACUUAAUUUCCAAAGUGAUGAAAGGCUUUAAAAGCAGCGAAAUUAUUUUUACAGCGUGAAGAUUUUUGUUUCCCUGGAAAAAAGGCAACGUAAUUAACAAGAAAAAGAAAAACGUCAGCUAUCAGCCAAAUUUUUUGUAACAUCGGUAUCAAAUUUCAUAAUCAGUGCAUCCAUAUUUAUAUAUAAAUAUAUAUCUCUGUCUGCUACUCAGUCCGUCUUAUUAAUUGUAUUAGCUGAAACCAUUUACUGUGUUAAGCAGUCUGCAGUCCAUACUGAGCAGUUUUAGUUUGCUUGCCACUGUUGCCUUCGGCCUCAUGCCUGUGACGUGCGAUAUGGGCACCAGCAGUGGCGGCAUUUCGCAGCAGGAGCGUGAAGAUCUUCUAAACUCGCGGUUCUGUUCGUAGCGCGGUGGUGUUUAAGGUUCGCCUGAACGGUUUUAUUUUGCAUGCUUUAACAGCUCCACAUGGGUGUCACACUAAUGCGCGAUUUUGGUCUGUUUCAGAAUUAUCACGCCCCCCUCGAUCGCCGUAUGUUAUUCUUUAGUCAUAAAAUCUGCUUGGACUCUUUCUUGCUUUCUUCCUGCUUAUUUAUUUGCUUUGAAGUCUAGUUGUGUGUUCAGCCUCCCAGAGAGACCUCCAGUGUGACAGUCGCAGUUUAAGCUUCAGCCCAGAGGGCAUUGACCCCUUUCUCAGACUGAAAAGCACAUUUAAACUAUGAGCAAAGCAAAAAACAAAAGUUGAAUUCAAGACAAAAUCUGUUCCCGACCCUCACUCCAGCCUGAAGCAUUCCUGUGUAAUCCAAGCGUUGUGUUGUACUUUUCUGAUAUUUUCCCCAUUGACUGGAAGAUCCUCGACUGGGAGUCUUUACGUUCUCUGUAACAUCACUGGCACAGGUUGUCAACCACUAGUCCAGAAUGCAACAUGUCUCAAAUGUAAUUUGCACCUUACUGUACUGCUGUUAUUUUCUAAGCAUUUCUGUUUUUAAUAAAUGGAGAUUAUUUGACUGCA